AUGAGCCAAGAACACCCCGAACAGGGCUCUUCGUCCAAGCGACGGGUCUACCCCCAGCAACAGUAUGACUUCGCCGCGGCCCAGCCCGCCGGCUACUCGAUGCCCGACCCCACCCAGCCCUACGGAGCCUCCGCCUCUCCCAGUGCUGCCAUGUACGGUGGAGCUCAUGCCAUUCCCUCGCCCGCAGCUUUCCAGCCCCACACCGCCAACGUGCAGUCUGGCGCGUUCGCUCCUCCCCCCGGGACUCCCGGAUCGGCCGUGGAUCCUCCCGUGGCCCCCGGUGUGGCUGGAGGAAUGGCCUACGGCGCCCCCCAGGCCGCUGGAGCCGCGUACGGCUACCAGGGUCUUACCAACCAGAUGGGCAACCUCAACAUUGGCGGCGGCGGCGCCUACCAAGGAGGUGCUCCACCCGGAGCGGCUGGCGGAGCUCACAUGGCUGCCCCGACCCAGCUCAACCAGAUCUACAACACCGAUCUGCUGCAGAACUUCCCCCCUCCCAUUUCCGAUCUCACCCUGCCUCCCCCUCCCGUGAUCUUGCCCCCCGGAUCCUCGGUGACUGGCAACCCCGAUCCCAACGCUGACUCGGAGUUCAUGCGAUGCACCCUCAACACCGUGCCUACAUCGUCGUCGCUGCUCAAAAAGUCCAAGUUGCCGUUUGCAUUGGUCAUCCGACCCUACACUGCGCUGCGAGAUGCCGACGAGAAUGUCCCCACCGUGGCCGACACCACCAUUGCUCGAUGCCGACGAUGUCGGUCCUACAUCAACCCCUAUGUUGUCUUUUUGGAGGGUGGCGCUCGAUGGCGGUGCAACAUGUGCAACCUGACCAACGAUGUGCCCUCUGGCUUUGACUAUGAUGCCGUGGCCAACAAGCCCCGAGACCGAUGGUCCCGAGCGGAGCUCAACCACUCUGUCGUUGAGUUCGUGGCUCCCGCAGAGUACAUGGUGCGACCUCCUCAGCCUCUGGUCUACGUGUUCGUUCUGGAUGUGUCUGUGCACUCUGUCAAGAACGGUCUGCUGGCCACCGCUGCGCGAACCAUCAAGGAGUCGCUAUCACGAAUCCCCAACGUGGAUAACCGAACCCGAGUCGGUUUCCUCGCAGUCGACUCGUCGCUGCACUACUUCGCCAUUCCCCGAAAGGAGGACGUGGCGGAGGGCGAGGGCGAAGAGGGAGAGGAGAACGAGUGGCCCGAGCCCCGGAUGAUGGUUGUCUCCGACAUUGACGACCCCUUCCUCCCCAUGCCUACCGACCUGCUGGUUAAUCUCUCCCAGUGCAAGGGCGGCAUUGAAAAGCUGCUGGAUUCUCUGCAGUCCAUGUUUGCUCACACAGUCAACCCCGCCUCGGCUCUGGGAUCUGCUGUCGUGGCUGCUCACAAGCUCAUUGCCAACAUUGGCGGUAAGAUUGUGUGUCUGACCUCUACCCUCCCCAACGUUGGACAGGGCAAGCUCGAGGUUCGAGAUGACAAGAAGGCUCUGGGUACCUCGCGAGAGGGCCAGAUGCUCCAGACAGCCUCCACCUUCUACAAAUCGUUUGCCGUGGAGUGCUCCAAGACUCAGGUGACCGUGGACAUGUUCCUGUUCUCCUCUCACUACCAGGACGUUGCAUCUCUCUCCAACCUGCCCCGAUUCUCCGCCGGUCAGACUUACUUCUACCCUGGCUGGAUUGCCUCAAACCCUGAGGACGCCAACAAAUUUGCUCUGGAGUUCUCCGAGUACCUGUCUCAGGAGUUGGCUACCGAGGCCGUUCUGCGAGUGCGAUCUUGCGACGGUAUUCGAAUGAGCGCCUUCUACGGCAACUUCUUCUCCCGAUCUUCGGAUCUGUGCUCUUUCUCCACUUUCCCUCGAGAUCAGAGCUACGUGAUUGAGGUCAAUAUUGAGGAGACGAUUGUCAAGCCCUGGGUGACUUUCCAGGCCGCUAUUCUGCACAGCACUGCCUCUGGCGAGCGACGCAUCCGAGUCAUCACCCGGGCCUUCCCCACCUCGGCUCUGCUGCAGGACAUUUACGCGUCUGCUGACCAGAUCGCUAUCACCACUUACCUUGCCAACAAGGCAGUGGAGAAGGCUCUGCAAAAGGGUCCUCAGGACGCACGGGAUUUGCUCAUGAACCGACUCAACGAGAUGUUCACCUGCUACAAGAAGGAUUUGAUGACCACCAACGUCGGCGCCUCCGCCCCCCUGCAGUUCUGCACCAACCUGCGAAUGCUGCCUCUGCUGGUGAACGCUCUGAUCAAGCACAUUGGUUUCCGAAAGACCUCGCAGAUCCCCUCGGAUCUGCGGUCUGCGGCCCUGUGUCUCCUGUCGACCCUGCCCGACAAGUACCUGAUCCAGUACAUUUAUCCCAACUUUUACAACCUCAUCUUCAUGCCCGAUGAAGCUGGUCUGCCUGACGCCGAGACCGGCCAGAUUGUCAUGCCUCCCUGCACAAACCUCAGUGGCGAGCAUCUGAUCAGCCAUGGUCUGUUCCUCAUUGACGACGGCCAGGUCAUGUUCCUGUGGGUAGGCCGGGAUGCACAGCCUGCACUGUUGCAGGACGUGUUUGGCGUGUCUUCCAUCACCGAGGUGCCCACAGGCAAGACAGAACUGCCCGUGCUGGACAACCAGUUCAACGAGCGAAUCCGAAACAUCAUUUCCAAGGCUCGAGAAAAGACAGAUGCCAUCACCUACCAGCAUCUGUACGUGGUGCGGGAGGACGGCGAGCCUGCUCUGCGACUGUGGGCCACCACCCAUCUGGUCGAGGACCGAGUGGAGCAGAGCGGCGUCACUUACCAUCAGUUCCUCACCUCCAUUCGGGAGAAGCUGAACUCUUAG
Molecule: messenger RNA, 2805 nt
Organism: Yarrowia lipolytica CLIB122
Lineage: Eukaryota; Fungi; Ascomycota; Dipodascomycetes; Dipodascales
Biological process (GO): endoplasmic reticulum to Golgi vesicle-mediated transport; intracellular protein transport; COPII-coated vesicle cargo loading
Cellular component (GO): endoplasmic reticulum exit site; COPII vesicle coat
Molecular function (GO): zinc ion binding; SNARE binding
Source: RefSeq, a predicted model, not a curated record